Panicum virgatum (switchgrass) is the source of this 3040-nucleotide messenger RNA. RefSeq names its product patatin-like protein 1. NCBI's taxonomy places the organism in Eukaryota, Viridiplantae, Streptophyta, Magnoliopsida, Poales, Poaceae. The record is from RefSeq and is a predicted model, not a curated record. Gene Ontology annotation, molecular function: glycerophospholipase activity; monoacylglycerol lipase activity. Gene Ontology annotation, biological process: lipid metabolic process. The transcript is spliced from 7 exons. Bases 1503 to 2756 code for a protein of 417 amino acids.
UUCUCUUGGAAAAGAGGAAAACCCGUCAACGAGCUACAUCUCCGCCGGCCACCGCCGUGACGCCCUCACCAUGGCCAUGGCGGCUCCUGCCACCGCGAAUCCGCUCCAUAGCCCAGUCCGCAUCCAUGCCCCGCUGACCAGAGAAUUUGCGUGUUUUCCCAACACCAAAGUCUCCGCACUCGAACGAGGAGGUACUAGACGAGAUGGAAGGCGGCAGCGGCGGCCACGAGAUCCAGUCGCUCUACUGCGAAACAGCUUCAACUGGUGACUCGAUGGACAUAAUCUGUGGGCUCUCGCGUCAUUCAAAGCUGAGACCUCGCCAAUCGUUGGAGAUAUUUUUUCCUUUGCUGAAUUUGGAAUGCUUUCGUAAGUUUUUAAUUAGUUUAGUCUGAUAGUUUUGGUGAGCUACAAAAAUUAGGACCAAUGCCUGAAUAGACCUACAAAGAUUUUGAUUUUCUCUGGUAGCUGAUUGUUUAAUUAUUUAAUUACUUAUAGGCUAGCUACUUGUUGACAUGCCAGUAUGACACACUGCUGUGAUAUAUGGUCUUAUGAUAUUAUAUUAAGCAACCAAUGAUCUGCAGAUCCUGACCUACAAGUUAAUGAUUUUAACGAUAUCUUCAAUUUUUGGAAUUUUGGCACAUGUUAUUUAAAAUUUAUUUUGCUGUACCUUCCAUAAAUGCUAAUGGUAAGAGUUUUCUUUUCUCACUCACCACCACAAACUUCUUCAUAAUUGCUAAAAUGUUGGAAUCGUUUUUUUACAAUUCCUAACAACCUUUGCUUGUAGAUAAUGAUAAUCUGAACUUCCUUUAUGUUAUGCGGCACACAUUGUGUUUCUUUGGUACAUCCAACAUGGAUAACAACUGGCAUGAAAGACAAUAGACGACUCUAGGUUAACGUCCAAGCAUCAGGGUUAUGAGUCUAUCUAGAAAUAAAAGCACGCCUUGACUUUUGGAGGACUCAGAGAUUCCAGAUACUCAAUCCUCUAUUUAGUUUUCUUGCUCAAUGUUUUUUUCAGUGAAAGAUAAGAUAAGACAACUAAAAGCUCAAUAAAGUAGCAGAUCUGAAGCAUAAAGGACAUAGCACUAAUGGAAGCUUUGUGCCUGCAUGACUUGUGGGAUAACCAAGCUUGUACUCACAUGAUAUCUCUCAAUUAGAAGUAAAGCUAACAUAGAAAAAAACAGGGUCUCAAAGGUGCAUAACAUAUGAGCAAUCUGCGAUGUGUAAUUACAUAUCUUAUCAAACAAAUGCAUAAAUACACAUAUAGAGAAACAAUACAGAAAUGAUCUUAGAUAAGCUUGCCAGCAGUUUAGAAUGUGCAAAAUAGAUGCAACCAUUAGUCCAUUACUUGUGCUACAAUCAAAAUGUUUUGCAUGUUCAACAUGAGUUAUCAAGCCUCCAACGCCUAUAAAAAUAGCAUUUCCUAUGUCAGAAUUCAUAAGUAGCUUUUAAGAACAACUGAGAAGACAUAGCUUGGUCAAUUGAAAUACUUGUUUACCUCUGCAAUGGAAAGUAAUUAUGGAUGUCCACCACCAAGGAAGGGAAACCUGAUCACCGUUUUGAGUAUUGAUGGUGGUGGGGUUAAGGGUAUCAUCCCUGCUACCUUCCUUGCAUUCCUUGAAUCUAAACUUCAGGAUCUUGAUGGGAGCAAUGCACGCAUAGCUAACUACUUUGAUGUCAUCGCUGGUACAAGCACAGGUGGCCUCAUUACUGCUAUGCUAGCUACUCCAUCACCGAGCAAUGCUAAGCAACCAUGCUAUGAGGCCAAGGAUAUCGUGCCAUUUUAUCUCAAGCAUUGUCCUCACAUCUUUCCAUGCAGGACCGGAUUUUUGAGUUGGUUGUGCAAGAUCAUACACAUAAUUAAGCUGAUCAUUGGGCCGAAAUACAAUGGGAAGUACCUCCACAAAAUAAUCAAUGAUCUGCUUGGUGAGACGAGAGUGAAGGAAACAUUGACAAAUGUUGUGAUUCCUACUUAUGAUGUUAAAUGUGUAAAGCCAACAAUAUUCAGCACAUUUAAGGCAAGAUCUAAUUCCUUGAUGGAUGCUCGUCUUGCUGAUGUGUGUAUUGGCACAUCUGCAGCACCAACCGUUCUCCCUGCACACUAUUUUGAAACUGUGGAUUAUCACACUGGUGCAUCACGCAGCUUCAACAUUAUUGAUGGGGGCCUUGUCGCAAACAAUCCGACUCUGGUGGCAAUCAGUGAGAUAACAAAGCAGAUCCGGCUGAGGAGCAAGGAAUUCCCUGAAACCAAACCCUUGGAUUACCAUAGGUAUCUGGUAAUAUCAUUAGGCACAGGUCUUCCAGAGCAAGACAUCAAGUUUGACGCAUUGCAUGUUGCUAAGUGGGGAUUUUUUGAAUGGCUUGGCCGGCACUUUACAAUGCCUUUGCUGCACAUGUUCUUACAUGCUAGCUCAGACAUGACUGAUAGUCAUGUUGCGAACCUUUUCAAAUCAAUCGGAUGCUCAGACCAACUGUUGCGCAUUCAGGACCACAACAUACCCAUAGCGUCUGUGUCAGCUGACCUUGCAACAGAGAACAAUCUUCAAGGGCUGGUUAAAAUUGGAGAAAACCUCCUGCAUAGGCCACUAAGCAAGGAUGAUUGCAAGAUCAACCACGUCGAGCCAAUGCCAAAAGAUAGCUGUACUCUAACCUAUGCUGAUCUGGUCACACGGUUUGCAAAGCUCCUUUCUGAUGAGAGGAAGCUUAGGCUCCAGAACAUAGAACUGGAUGCGAGGGUCUUAGCGAACCAUGAAAGGUGAGCUCUUCAGAACACAUGAUCCAUGCCCAUCUUAGCAAUUCGUGUUGAUUACUAUAAGCAGUUGUGUGUAUUACAUGUUCUUGAGUGUGUAAAUGGUGAAGUGACGUGUUAGCUCAGAGCCCUUUAUAAUUGGACAAAUUGUAAUGCCUUGGCGUGCCAGGCUAUCUAGCUGUGUGUAAUGUGAGUGUGAGACUAUGUCAUGGUGUGGUGAACUGAUCAGCAUCCUAGACUGUAAAUUACUAUCUGUUGCUCGUAUUGAAAAUAAAGUAUGUUGUGAUUAUUCCA